Mercenaria mercenaria is the source of this 14676-nucleotide messenger RNA. Its product is annotated as baculoviral IAP repeat-containing protein 7-like. The coding region runs from base 9394 to 10692 and encodes 432 amino acids. Lineage: Eukaryota; Metazoa; Mollusca; Bivalvia; Venerida; Veneridae. The transcript is spliced from 18 exons. Gene Ontology annotation, cellular component: nucleus; cytoplasm; spindle microtubule. The record is from RefSeq and is a predicted model, not a curated record. Gene Ontology annotation, biological process: regulation of cell cycle.
AGAUCAAUUCAUUGCGCAGUUUAUAAUUCAGACAUUUCGUUUGUAUGAUAUUAUGUUUGGUCAGGAGAUAUUUGUUUAAAAAUUUGGGUAAAUAUACACGUAUAUUAUGUCAUCGUUAAAGACGGAAAUAUCAUGUAUAAAAUAUGUAAGUCAAAACAAUGGUAGCAAUACGGAAAAAAGACUGGAAAUAUAUCGCUAAGUCCGACUUGAUAGCAUUUUAUAAAAGAAAAUACCUAUUCAAAAAACGUAUCUAUGAUUCAAGAGGUUUGUGUCGUGCAGAGUGGAAAGUGGUCAAGAAAACUCAACAUAUGAUUGCUCGUGACAUAUGUGAAGCAUAUUCCAGUCAUUUAUAUACUAGUUGCAGUGAUAGUUCACAUCCUAUGCUAAAUAAGCGAACCCUAGACCGAGGGGGGUGACUUAAUUUGAUUAUAUACUUGAUUUUAAUGUGCUAACAUAAAAUUGAUCUAAUAGUAUCAAAAAGCUGGCCAGGGGCUAACCAAAAUAGUGCAAUAAAACACAAAUUGUACGAUAAAUCGUUAUUCAUAUUACCUCGUAUGCAUGUUAUCAAGUGUCACGGUAUGGCUAACAACUUUGUAAGAAACAAAUUCCCACAACAGGUUUCAACUGAUCAAGCCAGCCAAGACGGAAGUGAAAUUGCAUUUUCUGAUGGAGCAUCGUUCUCUUCAUUUUCCGCAGUGGAUGGUUAUCUUUUAAAUUCUGAACAACAUUUUGUCAGAAAUGGUAUUUCAGAUGUAACUGGACAACAGCAAUUAACAUGUGAAAAUUCCACGGAAACAGCGACAACUACACGAAUACCAACGCAACCAGCAAGACAUCCAGAUUAUAUAGAUAACAGUCAAAGGCUUAGAUCCUACGCUAGAUGGACGCGUUCAAAUCCAGGUCCAAUCUGCCUGUGUGAUGCCGGUUUUUUCCUUACCGAACCACCCAGGAUAAAACAUGACAUGUGACAGAAACAACACAAAUUACUUGUUCAUUUUGUGUAAACACCAUCGGUACUGGAUGCAUUGUGUAUAACUUCUAACAGUAUGUAUAAUCUUCAUCCGAUUAAUACACAGACAAAUCGAACAAAGUUAAAAGAUAGACUGUUGUAUUUGUUUGAAAGGCAGUGGAUAACUUCUCAGACGGAAUUGUAAUAAUUUUCAGAGUGAUUGAAAUGGAAGUGUGCUCAGCCGAAGUUUUUUCUUUUGGAACAAAUUAACACAUACUGCGUUCAGUUUAUAAUCUGUAGCAUUAUAUGCAUAAAUUGUUCUUGUGUAUACUUUUUUCUGGAGCAUAUAUAACACUUAAAUAUAAUACAAUGUGUUGAACUCAGAGUGUUGUUGGACCAACACUACUUAUACAAAUAGUGCAUGGUUAGACAAGUUUUAUUUCCUCUGUAAUGCUCUGUAUUUGAUGACUUUAUUUCAAUAAAUAACUUUACUUGAUGAUACAAAUAGGUUUUAAGCAUUUUAAUUCCUGCGGUCACCAAAAAUAUAUUUGUGCUUAUAAUAUCUGAGUUUUAAUCUUGAUAUAUUUUCAUGCACAUUCAUAAAAUUCUUUAUUAGUCAAUUUUAAAUAAAGAGUUUAAAUCUAUCUGGCAGAUUGCCGACAUAAGCAAACCAAAUCUGACAGGAAACAAGUUUGGCUGAUUGCCAGAUUGGCAGGCUAUCCGGAUAAGAAAAAUGAAAACAGAUCUGGCAGAUUGCCAUGUACGACAAAAAAUAUAUGAAUAAUAAGCAAAUAUUACAUACGACUUGUACAUGAAUGAAUCAAGGUCAUUAAUUUAUAAUCAAAUCGUGAUUCCACAGGGACAUCCAAGAUAGUCGUAUUUGUAUGGAUUUAGAAUGAGUAUCUUCUGCAUUUGAAAACACAUCAAACACUUGAUAUCAACAAUCUGGAGCAUUUCUAUAAGCUCUGAAGACCUUUACAUUCGACAUUAAAGACAAUUUCAUCAGCUGUGUAAGCUCUUCAAAUCAAUAUUGUAGGUGCUUUUGUAAUGUUUUUCAGGUCCUUCCUGUCAACCAUAUAGGACUUUUAUAUCAAUAUGAUAGGAUUUUUGUGAUUCUUAUCAAUAUAGCAAGUCCUUCGCGUGAAGAAUGAAUGUCCCUUUUAUUAGCUUUUAGAUUCUUUCGUACAAGAUAAAUGAUUCUUCCUGUCAGCAAUGCAAGACAGUACUAUCCUCCUAACAGCAUCGCUGACCAUGUUUGUCAGCAGUGUUUGUGCUUUCAUGAAUAUAUUUAACGAAUCAUGUAAGUAUCUAUGUCCUUUCAACAUUACAGUUGUUCCUAAGAAAGUUGCAGGUGAUUCAGUCAGUAUGGUUAGCGCUGCCUAUUAGCACUAUAGGUUACUUCUAUAAUCCUAUUGGCAGUCAAUGUCCUUGCUGUCAACAAUGCCGGCCCUUCCUAUCCUUCAUGUCUACCGCCCUCUUAAAUGGUUCUGAGACAACGUGUGCAUAAAACGAAUUGGAACCACUUCCUUACCCUUGCAUAGUCUUAAAAGGCGUCUAAUAGUGUAUUAACACAGGGGAAAGAAAUAAUUCGUGAAACGAUAAAUUUUAGCUUUUUUUGGCACCAAAGCCUGUGCCGUUUCCGUGAGAGUUAACAUCCUAAUCAGCAAAUCAACAUUUCUACAUUUUCUAUUUCAUAUCAGCAUGGCAGAUUCUUCAUAUCAGCAAUACAUCUUCGUCAUAAUAAUAUUUCUGGUCAUUCAAUGCAGGUUUACAGUUCAUGCCUAGUAUGGUGCAAGCCUUUCUCCUCAGCAUUGUAUGCCUUUCGUAUAUCAUCAUAGGCACUUCGCUGUACCGUAGGAAGCCCUUUUUAUUCUGCAAUUUAUCAUAGCAUGUCCUUCCUAUCAGUAUUGUUGGUACUUCUGAAAAAACUCCGUCAUUCGCGCUAGAAUAGGCGUGUACGAAAAGCGAGUAUACCGAACUGAUCAAAACAGUCCGAUAUGGAUUACAUACUGGAUACGAAAUUCAAUCAAUACUUCAUUACUUAGCUAACCUGUCAUGUGACAAACAUUUAGUGGGAUCCCAAAAGAAAUGCACACACACGAUAUCUUUUUAUCUGCCAAGCUGUUUGUUUAUGUGUUUAUAUACAGAAUACUGUUGUAACCCGCAUAAUAUAUUUAAAGCUAGUGAUGAACGUGCGGAUAGUUUAAUAACACACCAGGAAAAUGUUUGACAUGAAUAUACUUUCUGUCGUGCACAACAUGCAGUCGGAAUUUGAGUGUAAAUGUUUUAUGGUGUUAUGGACUUUUUUGACAUGUAUCAGAAAGCCAUAGAAAAUCAUGGGAUCAGCGGUAUCCAUAAGACCGCUAAGUGUUUUUGAAAAAGGAAAAUCUCUUUUGACUUCAAAACAACAUAUCUUUGAAAGAUUGUACAUUAAUUGUCCUUACCACUGCUAUGAUAUAAGUAACAUUAUUGCGACAAACAUACGUGAAGCCAACUCAAGUCACCUCUACACAAGCAGAUACGAUGGUUCCCAUCCAAUGUUAAAUCGAAGGACAUUAGAUAGAGGAAAAAAAUGUUCUGCAUCUGAAUCUGAUAUAAACGCGAUUGGAACUGUUUUUAUUGUUUUAUUAUUUAUUUAGUAUAAAAGUACCAGAAAACGUUAACAAGAAGCUUCUUGUCUAAUAUUUGCAAUAUUUACCCUGUGAUAUUUGUGAAUAUCACAGUAUGGCUAGUUGUUGCAUUGGUGACCAAUUUUCUAUACAAGAAUCGUUCCGUGACGUUAAUGAUGAACGGAGCUCAAUCGUCUUCCUAACGGACAGACUUUUAGAUUGGGUGGACGUCGUGUGACAACAAACAGAUCUUCAACGAUACGUUUGUUUGAUAAUGCCCGGCCGUAUAUCGGCACAGUGGGAAGUACUAGGAGAUAUGUAGAGAGCAAAUACCAGUACAGUGUGAAGGGAACAAACUCAAGUAUCCAAAUUUCCAGAGUAUUGAAGAGAGAGUUUCAUCCUUUGAAAAGUGGCCGGUUCAGAUCAUACAAACCCCAAGCCAAUUAGCUGAAGCUGGUCUUUUCUUUACGGGCUUUGAUGAUUGCGUAUGCUGCUUUGUUUGUGGUGGUAAUCUACGUCGUUGGUGCAUCAAUGACGAUCCGUGGACAGAACAUUGUCGUUUGUUCCCGUUAUGUCUGUUCGCUCGGGAACAGAAAGGAGAUGAAUUCAUAGACCAGACGCAAGCAGUCGGUUCGGAUUUAGGAAAUGGGGAUAAUGUUUCCGUGGAAAAACAGCUCAUUGUUAGAGCAGAUAUGGAGGAACUGAGAGGCGCGUUUCUAGAGAUGGGAAAUGAGGAUUCCGUUUUCAGGAAAGCUAUUUGGCACCUUAGAAACUUAGGAAUCUUACAUCCCACUGUUGACGAAAUCGCCGAAGUUGUCAGUGCAGUGAAAGAUAAACGAGAAUGCCAUUCGGACAGGCAAGAAUAUGAGUCAUCUUUGCGGGAAAAUCGCCGUUUGAGAAGUAUUGUAUUCUGCAUGUUAUGCGGAACGAAUAACGUAGAUACUCUUUUCCUGCCUUGCGCACAUAACCGGACAUGCAACGGAUGUGCGGGGAAACUGAAAGUGUGUCCGGCUUGUCAAAGAAAUAUAGAAGAGAAAAUACAAACAUCAAUGACAAAAAGGAUGUAAUGUGCAGUAAUUCGUUUUAUCAAUGGUUGUUUUACAAACUAUACAAUGAUAGUUGUAAAACGAUUUUGUUGUGUAGAGAGUUAUGUUGAAAAGAAGCAUAGACGAAUGAGUCGUCUAUAACAUCAGUGAAAAAUGCAGCAUGAUUAAAAGACCGCUUCAAUAGACUUGUCACGUUUUAUUACCCACCGCCAGGAGACGUUGGGUUUAUUGGUAUGCUAAUUUAUUUUUCGCGUGUGGGACAUGGAGCAAGUCAUGUGACAGGUUUUCGAUACUGUACAUAUUUUUUAUUCGUGGAUGUGUUUAUGUAUAUAUAUUUCAUCAUUUUUUUGAAAAUAAGAAAAAAAGUUAGGUCACGUAACACGUUUCGACCAUCUUCGUAACACACCGAAAGUUACGACCAUCUUCAACUUUCGAUUUCGGGUGGCUGUAAUCUAGUUCACACGAUCCUUUUGUUUACAUUUUUAUUUUUACAAUUUUCGCCUUUCAUGUGGUACAUUUGGCUUAGAUACAAGAAUUUUAUAAUUUGAUUGUAAUGUAGGAUUAUCACGAUUAUCGGAGAUUUGUAGAAUAAUGCGUUUUGUUUAUCUUAAAUUGUAACAACGGAUUGAUGCGUAUGACGUCAUCAUUUUCUGCGUACAUAACAUGUUUGUACAAACAAAUAAUUAGCUGUUCAAUGAGAUGAUAACCUUUGAUAGAGAUAUGUUUGUUGAGUAAAUGGAAAUGUGCUUACAUUACAUCUGUAAGGAUUCUGGUUAGGAAAGUGUGGUUAGUUUGCAUAAACUAUAGAUAUUAGACUUUUUAGUAUAUAUUAUAUAUAUUAGAUUGCCAUGACCUGUAAUGGCCCCAAUUGUUUUUGAGAUCAUUAGCCCACAAAACAUUGCUCACAAUAAAAAAGACUUCUAGGACUGAUCUGAAUACACAUUCCUGACGGCGGAAAAACUUUUGAUUUAUUAAUACAUGUGGUCGUGCUUUCGGAAAUAUAAAGAGAAAUCUGUUGACAUAUAUUCGCUCACUUGUAUCUGGAAGGAUUGACCACACACUUACAAAUAAUAAUAUAUACGAACAGAUCCUUUGGAAGCACAGAACACAAUCAAGCAAACUAGUAACACACUUGUUUUGACUGAAUCUGUUCAUGAGAGGUAUUACAAUGUGCAACAACUCUCAUGCCCUCUUACACAGGCUUAAGCGGAAUUCUACUAUUGUAAAAUUGAAAGUUUUCCAAAGGACGUAAAAUAUAGCAAUACGUAGUCAAAGUUCCGGUAGACUUCUUACAGCCUUCUUACAGCCACAAGGCACUUAAAGGCUCAUGUUGUGAUGCUGAAAUGAUGCUAACGAAUCGUAGAGCGCAACCAAGUUAAUGUUGAAGUAUAAGAUAUAAAAUAUCUAUAGUUUAUAUUGUGAAAUGGUUUUGUCUUACAUGAGAUAAACAUUUUUGCGAAAUCUAAAGGCAAGUAUGCGCUAUGUGUUUUCAAUACUUCUUAUUUUAUACCUUAAUGUAAGAGAUCAUUAUGUAGUUUUCAUCUUGCAACAUGAAAGUAAAAUUUUGCACACACUUGUACAUAGCACACGCUCAUACCUGCGUUUUAUGUUUGUAAGAUCUCGCUUUUUUCAUAUCUCUACUUUUCUACCUUUUUUCUCCAUUUUUUUCUUUCUUGUCCAAGUGUCAUUCUUUUUUCUACUAACUGGUAUAGUCUACGUCUAUGUUCUUGUUAUCCUUUUGUACAAACUGCCUAGAGAAUCAGGAAAUAUUGAUAUCUUAUCGUCUUGUCGAUUUUUUUCUGAAAUUUGAUUUUUAUAUAUUGAAACCGUUUAGUUUGUAAUACAACGUCACAAGUAAAAUAUCUUUCCACAAAAAAAAAAAACAAGUGGCUAACACCUUUCAUGAAUUUUUCAAACUUGAGAGAUUUGCAAACUUAUAAUAAAUGGUGCUGUAAUUUAUCAUCUCCAGUUGUGUCAUAAUUUUGUUGAUGAUAUUUGGCCAUUUCCAUCAGACUUGCCGGGUCAGGUAGUGGCGGCGCGUAUUUCAACAAAUAUUUUAAAAAGCAUUGACGUCAAUAAAGCUAACAGGUUUAUGCUAUUAACACACCAAGUAUAGAGUUAGCCUGGCAGAAUUGUGAUACGUGUGUAAAACUAGUUGCGUAAAGAUAAUUUAGGGAAGUGAUUUCUUUCGGACAGAUGCAUGUAUAUUUUCAGUCAGCUAGAACUGUUUCAAAAGAAAAUUAUUUACUUUGAUAGAUGUUACUUUUUUGCUAAGCCUUUACUGUGAAAGAUAAACGUAUAUAGAUAACACUAAGCAGAGACUUUUAAAACGGUGCAUUCAACCACAAAUACAUCUGUUCAAUAGUACUUGUCUUUCUUUUGAUCACUUUAGAGAAUGUAUAUGAUAUAAAUUUAUUCUGAAUAUUUCCCAAUUGAUAACAAUUGUCGUUUUCAUGUUUCACACUAGACCACAAAAUACGGAUGAAAAUAAAAGGAAAAAACGUUGGAAAUUUUCUGAAAUGCGGCGACAUCCUUGAGUUCAUUAUCUGUGCAUACACUGUGAUUGAAGAAACUGGAAAUGGUGUCGUUAACGAUUUGAUGGAUGAUUAUGUAUAGUUUGGUAUACUUUUGUAAAUUUAUUUUCCAUAACACGACUUCCAAUAUCUUUUUAUAUAUUAGUUUAACUAUCACAACAACUUUAAGUAUAAUGCAGUGGAAGUAAAACAUCUCCAUUAAUUUCACGCCGUCUUGUCAUAUUUUCUAGAAUAAUAGAGUCAAAUAAAUGCCCGUUUAAAAGAGUUCUACUCAAGAUAGUUCUGGGAGUGGGCAUGAGAAGUGUUUCACAUUUCAUUAACUGUCGUGAAAAGCCUCAUGAUAUGAUUUUGCUCCGUUUUGUCUUUAUAAAGAUUUUAUUCUAAAACAUUAUUUUCAUUAGUUCCGUUUAGAACAUAUGUAUUGUAUGAUCGAUUCAAUAUUGUUGACACAUUGUGUAUAUAAUGAGAUACCGACCAUGUGUGAAUAUGCAAAUGUCCCCUUCAGAACAGAACGCCUCAUUUUUUAAAACUUAAAACGAUACUGCACCCAGCUGGUAUCAUAAGGACGAAUUUCUCACGGGACUAACACUUUUUGACUUUCAAAAUGAAUGUUUCUGAUAAAACUAUAAGAAAAUGAUAGUUAUUCCAUGGCUAAAUCAAUAAAUUCUGUUAAAAUCAUAGGUUUAGGUAGUGGACCUUGCUGUGUUUUAAUAGUAGCAGCCUUUACUUAUUAAAAAAACGCUUGUAAUAAGAAAUUUGUAACUUUUUAUACAAUAACAAUAACGUUGAACGAUCAACUUAAAGCAGCAUGCCUCCAGAUUUGGCUAAAAAAUAAUCUUUCUUUCAAAUUUAAGUUCCCGACAUCGUAACCAAUAGCGCUAUAGCUGAAGUAGUCAAUAAUGACUUCAAAAUAUAGAUAUUUAUAAUCGAGACAGUUUACCUGGAGUAACAGCGUGACAAACGCUUUUCGAUUUUCAUCGUAAAAAGUAGUAAAAACAGCAAAUUCUCAUGUGUUUCCGUAACAUAAAGUUUGUCAGUAAUUAAGUUUUAAACCCUUCUUAAGAAAUAUAGCAUUUAUUUCAAGAUAUCUUAAAGAAAUAUUGUUUUGUUUUGUUGUCGAACGAUCUGGAGGCAUGCCGCUUUAAACCAAGAGAUUUAUUUUAAAAUAUAAAUACACGUCCUUGACAUAUUUUUCCGACCAGGAAGUUAAAUAUGAAGAUCACAUUUAAAUAUUUAAAGUAUUUAUAACGUAAUUCAAUUCAGAAAGCACUUGCUGGAAUGACUUAUGUUAAUAUCGUUGAAAACAGUAACUGAAUACGAAACAUGUUCCCUUUUAGUUAAGUGAGACAUAAGAUUUAAUUUCAGUAAGGUAAGCGCAUCAUUUAUAAAUAGUAACAAACAGAGAUUCGUUUUAAAUUUGCAUGCAUCUUAAAAUGAAAAGAUGCUGCUGCAAUAUUGUGAAGUGUUUAUGCAGUCGCUUACUAUAUUUUACUAAGAGAAAGUUAACAUUUUUUCGUAAGAAACAUUUGUAAUACUGUUAUAAUUAUUUUCUGAAUAAGAUUAUCUGACUGUUCUCAGUUUACACGGUUACUCGGCUUCUUAUCAUGCUUCUCAAAUCACACCGACAUCCUGUUUACAUUUUGGGGGAAAAAACGGGCAUUCGCAGUGCAAUAGUCCACUUCCUGUUGACUCCCAUAAUCAGCCAAUCAUUUUAUUGCAAACAAUUUGUGUGGUAAUUUCAAAUUCAAAUCAGUGUUGUUAAAGAGAUUUUAAUCAUGUUUCUGCAGAUAAAAACAGGAUACCAUCCAAAAAGAGGCAUGCCAUUUGUGCUACGGCAUGGUGUCACAGAAACUUUUCCGUUUUUCAAAGUAUAUUUCUAAAGCUGACUUAAUCGCUCAUUAUAAAAGAAUAAAUUUAUUCAAGAAGGGUAUUUAUGACUCUAAAAAUCUUAGCCGUAUUGAGUGGAAUGUUGUCAAAAAAAUCAGACAUCACAUUGCUCGUGAUAUUCGUGAAGCGUAUGCACACCACCAGUAUACCAGCAACAGUGAUGGAUCCCACCCCAUGUUGAAUAAACGAACCUUGGAUCGAGGAGAAUGCUAACUGGUCAGUUUGUGUUUACUAUCUAUGUGUACGAGAACCAUUAUCAUAUGAAUUGACUCCUGACCAACAAUUUGAGUGCAAAGUGCAAUAAUAAUAGACAUUGUAAACAGACCAACUAUUCUGUCUACAUAUUUUCUUUUUUCAAAUGUUCAGAUAUGGCAAAUUAUUGUGCUAGAACUGAAUUCCCGCGACAGGUAUCUACCGAUCAAGCAAGCGAAGGUUUAAGUGAAAUUGCCUUCUCAAACGGAGCAACGUUUCUAUCAAUGUUCGGGGUGAAUGGUCACCGAUUUGUCAGAAACGGUAUUUUACAUGAACAACAGCAGUUCACAUAUACACGUUCAGCAGAAACAUCGACAGCUGCACGAAGACAGCCGCCGCCGGCGAAACAUCCUGACUAUACAGAUUACAGUGAACGGCUUAGAUCCUACGCAAGAUGGAGUCGUUCAAAUCCAAGUCCUGUGUGUCUUUCUGAAGCUGGCUUUUUCUUCACUAAUCAAGGUGAUUUGGUACGCUGUUUUCAGUGCGGUAUAGGUCUCAAAGAUUUCUCGGGAGGGGACGAUCCCCUACUGGAACAUGUACGAUAUUCGGGAAAUUGUCUGUACCUUCUUGAACAUCUUGGAACUGCAAGUUUGUCUGCAAUAAAGAAGAAGUGUCAGACAGAGCAAGUACAAGGGAUUGGACAACAACAGUCAAACGCACAGUGUCGACAGCCUGAGUACAAGUGCUAUGAAGUCCGUCUUUCAUCCUUCAGUGGAUGGCCGCAGUAUUUAACCCAAAGACCUGAAGCAUUAGCCGAGGCUGGACUUUACUAUACUGGAUCUGAAGACCAUGUGCGCUGUUUCAUGUGUGAUGGCGGGUUACGGCACUGGGACACAGAGGACGACCCUUGGACAGAACAUUGUCGAUGGUUUCCGGCUUGUCAGUAUGCCAGAGAAAAGAAAGGCGAAGAGUUUAUAGCACUUGUUCAGGCUUCAGCAGAAUAUAAUGAAGAGGAAACUGAGACCACUACACAAGGGGAAAUUGCCGGCAGCGAAGCUCAGAUGACACUUAGAGAUCCAGAGUUCAGAGCUGUUCUAGAUGAACAUAAAAAUGCUUGUCUAGAGAUGGGAUAUGAGCUGGCAGACUUUAACGCAGCAGUGGAUGAUUUGCGAAAUAUGGGCACUAUUAAGCCAAUACUAGAAGACGUUCUUGACAUGGUGGAGGUUGUAAAAGAGAGGGAAAAAAGCCAGCAAAGAGCUCUUGAAUUAGAACAGCGUCAUCGUGAAACCCCUCUAGAAGAAAACCAGCGUCUGAAAAGUUUAAUAAUCUGCAUGUCAUGUGGCAAAAACAACGUAAACACUUUGUUUAUUCCGUGCACGCAUCACCGUGUGUGCAUGGAGUGCGCGGAACCACUAAUUGAGUGUCCAGUUUGCGGAAGAAACAUCAGACAGAAGGUUAGAACAUUCCUGGUGUGAAUUUCUUAUUCCUUCAUCCCCAAUGAUCAGUAUUGUAUAUCUGCACUUUUUAUCAACGUCACACAAAGGUGGAACAUAUCACUUCAUGAACAUACAUCAUGCCAAAAUUAGGAAUAUUCAUGAAUACUGUGCAAUAUAUUGGCUUUCAUACAUGUACUGAUGCUGUAAAUUGCCAUGUGGUAAUUUGUGAAAUAUGUAUUUUUUGUUGGACAAGGGCGAAAAUGUAGAUUUGAAGUAAUAUUAGUUUGGUCUAGACGGGAUACAACUUCCUCAAAUAUGUUCAAAGUUUAGACUCAUAUAUAUCAAAGGCGUAGACCAUUUUUACAUUUGUAUAUACAUGUAGGUAUCCCAUAUGACAUUUAACCCUGUCCUCGGAGGACAACCAUUCCAUUGCGCCAAACAUGUUUUUUGAAUUUUUAUAAAUGAGGUUUGUUAAUUAUUUUUCUAGCGCUCUCAUUUUAUUUUUCGUUAUCAUGUACAUAUCAAAUAAGAACGUAUUCCUUUGCUCCAAACGGUGCAGUAAUAAGCUUACGCUACCAAAAAAAAUCCUGGAUGGCAACUCAGUAGUACCACCGACCUUCCACUAGCCAUCUUGUUGGCUUCUUCAUACGAAGAACUGAACGGCUCUAUCGAUACUGAAGACCACGUUAAUAAGGGACAAGUGAUUUGAAGUCAGCGACAUUAACCACUCUGCCACAAAUUCACAUCACAAGACCUAGUUACAUUGAUAUGACACGUAAUGAUAAACCAUGUGAUAUUACACGUGAUGAUAAACCCAUUUUGUUGCCAUUGGUCUAUAAAAUUGAGUGUUUGAACAUUUUUAUUCGUUUUUGGUAAGGUUAUCAAACUUUGAGGAUUUUCGGUAUUUGUUCAGUUACAAGAUAUGUGGAAAAAAUCAGUGUAUCCGUUAGUUUUAUCUCCGUUAAAUUCGUUUUAGGGGAUUCGAUAGCUUUUCUAUUGUUGACUAAAAACGCUAAUAUUGAUGAAUUUAUUUGUAUAAUGUUCUGCGUUUCGUGAAAAUCACAUUAAAAUGUACUUUGCACAUUACAUUACUACGUAUAUCCCAAUUUAUUCUUUGCUUUCACAUUAUCAUAUAGUUUUGUAUGCAUCACAUUUCAUUGAAAUUUGAAUUGGAUAGCAGUAAAAGAAGUUUAAUAGCUGAAUAUGUUACCAAAGUGAUAACUUUAAAAAAUACGAACAAGGAACUGGUAAGUACUUGUGUCAGGUACGUUCUAGAAUUUUAAUAGAAUAAAUGUGUAUAUAUGUACAUAAUGUCCUAAUUGAUAAAUAACUAGUAUGUAUGUAAUUUAUUUCUUCUAGUGCGGGGCUGCUAAUCAGUAUAUUUUGGGUUAAUUGAUUUCUUAAGACAAUUUUUUUCUCACACACUUUUGAUACCACUUUAACUUGAAAUCUUUUUCGAUCCGAAUUAUUUUAAGUAGUCUUUAUCAUUAAUUAGCAGCCUCUUUCUAGUCUUAUUAUCUAAAUAUAUAUCUUAUUUUUUUGUUUCACUCCUUUUGAUUAAAUAGAUAUGUGCACAUUACUUUGAUAUAUAUUAUGUAUGUACAUGUCUAGAUAAAACAUUAAUAAGUACCCUGUAUAAAGUAUCUGCUAUGUUAUUUCGUUGUUACAUCUAUUUAUUUCGUUGUUACAUCUAUUUAUACGCCCGUCCGCUUAGCUCAGUAGGUAAGAGUGUUGGUCUACGGAUCUCGGGGUCGCGAGUUCGAUCCUCGGGCGGGGCGUAUGUUCUCCGUGACUAUUUGAUAAACGACAUUGUGUCUGCAAUCAUUAGUCCUCCACCUCUGUUUCAUGUGGGGAAGUUGGCAGUUACUUGCGGAGAACAGGUUUGUACUGGUACAGAAUCCAGGAAUACUGGUUAGGUUAACUUCCCGCCGUUACAUGACUGAAAUAUUGUUGAAAAACGGCGUUAAACCCAAAAAACAAACAAACAAACAAACAUCUAUUUAUAAAAGUAACGGUUUCUUAAUGGGAGACAACCCAUGCAUGCUUGAAAAUGUAUAUUACAUAAAUAAUUGAUACUGUAUGACCUCGGCGUUUGAAUAUAUGUCAUCAAAAUAUCUUGCUUUUCGUAACGUUAUAAGUUUGUAUACAAUUCAUCUGUGAAAUAUGUACAUGUAUCAUUUGCAUCGAAUUAAAUCCACAUUUAUUUGUAUUACCUGAUUUUAGGUAGGAGGCCGUUUGCAUAACACUAGCUCUUGUACAAGUAUCAAAUUAUAAUACACGUUUGUACACUUUGCACAUACAAACAAGCUAAAGAUAAUUAUCCAGUAAAUAUAUGUACGUAACUUUGUUUUUUUAUUUGGUUUGUGGUUUGUUCAUUUGUGGUCUGCUUAAUUGCACUGUGUAAGUUCGAGGGACACUACGUAUCGUAUUCGAAUUUACAAAAAAACAUGAUAGAAGAACAAAAAAGAAUCAUAUAUAUAUAUUAUUUUUACUAAAAGAGAUUUCCAUGUAUAUUUAUGUACAUGUGUUAAUGUAAAUAUUGUAUUUAAGUUUUCUUGACACAUAACAGUUGUUAUGCAUAAGAGUAAUCUAAGUUUCUUAGAUAAUAGAUAUGAGCCGUGCCAUGGGAAAACCAACAUAGUGGGUGUGCGACCAGCAUGGAUCCAGACCAGCCUGCGCAUCCGCGCAGUCUGGUCAGGCUCCAUGCUGUUCGCUUUUAAAGCCUAUUGGAAUUGGAGAAACUGUUAGCGAACAGCAUGGAUCCUGACCAGACUGCGCGGAUGCGCAGGCUGGUCUGGAUCCAUGCUGGUCGCACACCCACUAUGUUGGUUUUCCCAUGGCAUGGCUCAAUUAUGUUUCAAGUUUCAGUCCGCGACAACCUUGUAUUAGCAACUACUUCAUAGUUUUGCCUUGUUGUAUAAAAUAUAGUGAUGUAAUAGUUUGUUCAAAUGUGAUAUAUUUUCAAGUCAAUAUGACAUUUCACAAAUAGAGUGGCAGAGUAUUUUUCUUUUUGCUGACUAUAUUUUGUUCUAAUUUCAUUCUUAUUAUGUUAUAGUGUACAUGGAUGAAAUAGAAAUGGGGAAGAAGUCAUUAACUAUUAAGAAUUUUAUAGUGUAUAAAUAUCUACAACUAUUGUCUUGUAACUUUCAAAAUAUAAACAUAUUUUAUCUCUAUCUGUCCUGAGUAAGCCCUUUCGAAAAUUUGUGUCAUAAUCUAUUUAUUCAUAAUAACUAUGUUGAUAUAGUAGCUUAGAGUUAUAGCUUAUUUUUAGGUUACUCUAAGUAGUAUAGUCAUUUCUGGAAAUUAGAAUUCGGUCACAGUAUAGGGUGUUCUGCUCACCAUUGGUCGCGUGAUAAUUACCUUAUCACUUUGUUUCAAUUACUGUCAUUUAUAAAAUCUAUUUAAAAUGUUGUUACUAAAUGCAUGCAUAUGCCUGCAUGCUUAAAUCAACCAUGUAAUGUUGAAUAUGUAUAUCUCUUGCAUUGUAUACUCAAAGAACUGUAACAGGUUUCGAGUAAACAAAGGUAUGGUCUGUUCUGUUCUGUUCAACUAACAAAUGAUCUCUUUACGUAUAAAUACGUCAAUACAUUAUAUAGCUAGUAUUAAUGCAAAAAACUUUGCAUUUCGGCACACCGCAGCGGGGAAAGAAAUUAGAGAGUCCUAGGGAUGAUGAACCAGUUUUUCAUAUUUGCAUCAUUCAUUAAGAACGACGUCGCUAGGCUCAGUAUAUAUUAACUUAUUUUCACCGAAAGUCUCUUGACCUCUUUUCAUUAUUUUUUGUUAAAAAAUAAAUUCAUAUUACAUCUCUGACACUGUAAAUAAUGUUUGUUUUUAUUUCUUAAUCAUUUGUUUCAUUUAUAAUUUAUUUCUGAGUAGUUGUCGUAAAAGUGUCAUCUAUGAUUUGAGGCACAUAAUAAUAUGAGAUUUACUGACAUACUAUAUAUUCAAUAUUAAAUCAACUAUACAUUAUGUUACAAAGUUUUAUUGCCGCUUACAUUUCAUGCUAAUAAAUAAGUAACAAUA